This is a messenger RNA of Aspergillus sclerotioniger CBS 115572, 2638 nucleotides long. Its product is annotated as potassium transporter. Gene Ontology annotation, biological process: intracellular potassium ion homeostasis; potassium ion import across plasma membrane. Bases 261 to 2195 code for a protein of 644 amino acids. The transcript has 2 exons. Gene Ontology annotation, cellular component: plasma membrane. NCBI's taxonomy places the organism in Eukaryota, Fungi, Ascomycota, Eurotiomycetes, Eurotiales, Aspergillaceae. Gene Ontology annotation, molecular function: high-affinity potassium ion transmembrane transporter activity. The record is from RefSeq and is a predicted model, not a curated record.
GUCGGCUAUCCGUCCAUCUCAUGUUUUGUGCUCCCAGUGACGAGAUUAACGGCAGGAGUUCUCAACUUCACCCAGUCGAUCGGUUAAGCGAGUUCGGCGCCCGCGAUGCAGCCCAUUGAGGCAUUUGUCGGCUUCCAAUAGCCAUCCCCGCCUACGCAAGGAGUCGUUCCCUCAUUAUUUAUUACCGUCCACAGCUGAGAAUCCUCACGAUCGCACCAUUCCUGCCUCCUUGUCCGUCUUCCCACCAGAGCGUCUCACGUAUGCCCCUCCGCGAGUCCACGGUCGACAAUCCCAAGUCACCCCUGCGUCGAUGUCACCACUACAUUUACAUCAUCGCCUGGGCUCUCCUGUCAUCCAUCAUCCUAUACUGCGCCGGAAGGUUGUCUUUGGUUGAUGCCUUGCUUCUCGCCUCCGGCGCAGCCACUCAAACCGGACUAAAUACAAUUGACCUCAAUCGCCUUCAUGUGGUUCAACAAGCCACCCUCUUGGUGGUGUCGAUGGUGACCAAUGUCAUUUUUGUUCAUUCACUGCUUGUUGUGGUCCGCUUGUAUUGGUUCCGGAAGCGGUUUCAGAGAGCCAUCCAUGAAGCCAAAAUGAUGUGCCGCGCUCAGCGAAACACGCUCAACCAGAGACUCGCGGAUGUGGAGAACGGGACUCCUCGUGGAUUCUCCCGCGAGAGGCCAACGGAGGAGGUUCCUUUGCUGUCAACAGUCGAUGAGGAGAGCUCAAACGAAUCAGCCAGUGUGUCUCCCGGAGGCAGGAAGUAUGGUGCAACCGGCUCGACCAGCCCGCACAUCACCUUCUGCGAGACUGAAGCCGAGCACGAGGUUAAACAGCGUCGACGGUCAUACUCUGGCACAUGGUCGCGUCUCUCUCAGCCUGAGAUCGAAAGUCCGCUGCGACGGUCAUUCUCCGACUUGCAGAAUGAUAUGCCGCCGCUGCCUUCCUUGAUGUGGCAGUCAUCAAUCGCCAGCUACUCCGACUGGAAUGAGACACAAAAAGAGGAGCUUGGUGGAAUCGAGUAUAGGGCCCUGAAGACGCUGGUCGUCAUUCUUGUCUGCUAUUUUGUGGUUAUCCACCUCUUGGGAGUCCUGUUCUUCGUGUCAUGGAUUCUACCCAACCAACACUACGGCCAGAUGCUCGCAGACAACGGCAUCAGUCGGUCCUGGUGGGCGAUUUUCACAGCCGGUUCCUCAUUCAACGAUCUGGGAUUCACAUUGACAACCAACUCAAUGGCAUCUUUCAACACCGCUGCAUUCCCUCUGCUGGUGAUGACCAUUCUCAUCGUUCUCGGGAACACGGGGUUUCCAUGCAUGCUCCGCCUCAUCAUAUGGACCUUAUCCCAGUUCACCACCUACGGUAGUCCCCUCGAUGACGAGCUUCAGUAUCUCCUCGAUCAUCCCCGACGAUGCUUCACACUGCUCUUCCCCAGCGCAGAGACCUGGCGACUGGCCGCAGUCCUCCUUCUCAUCAAUGCAAUCGACCUCAUCAUCUUCUACACUCUCCAAGAGAUCCCCCACCCCAGCCCCAUCUCAGCCAGCCUCCGCCUCGUCAACGGCCUCUUCCAAAUCGCCUCCACCCGCACCGCAGGCUUCACAAUCACCUCCCUGGGCACCCUCCACCCCGCCGUACAAGUCUCCUUCGUAGGAAUGAUGUACAUCUCCGCCUUUCCCAUCGCCAUUGCGAUGCGCAAAACCAACGUCUACGAAGAACGCAGUCUAGGAAUCUACAACGAAGACUACGACGACCACGACAAACCGCACCAAUCCGACUCCCUAGGCGCGCACAUCCAACGCCAGCUAGGAUUCGACCUAUGGUUCGUCAUGCUGGGAUUCUUCUUCGUCGCCGUCGCAGAAGGCAAACGAUUACAGGAUAACCGCACUGACUUGGCAUUCUCCCUCUUCCCCAUCCUAUUCGAGAUCGUCUCCGCUUACGGCACCGUAGGCCUCUCGAUGGGAUAUCCAGGGACGGAAACCAGUCUGUGUCGCGAGUUUAGCGGCGUAUCGAAGGUAAUUGUCAUCGCGAUGCAGGUCCGUGGCCGUCACCGUGGCUUGCCGCAUGCACUAGACCAUGCCAUUCUCCUGCCAUGUGACUUGGUCGAACCAGACGAGGAGGGUCGUAGACCGGAGUGGUGGUGGAAAAGGUGGAUUCGGAAGAAGAGUUCGGAUCUAGGAAAUUUCUUUACUCAUGAUUGAUGCGAUACUCCGAGUACGAGAAAUCUCAACUAUGUAUUAAUAAUACUUGAUGACAUAUGGACUGCAGUAACCACAUGUCUCAAAAUAUUAAUCAUGCCUGUACCCCAUCUUAAUGGUCGGUGGGGCAUGGCAUGAAUUGCAGUCUAAUUACAAGGACUCCCCUGAUAGUCCCACAGCGAGCUAUGUACGACCCCGUAUCACAAACCAGACCAACUACCUACAUCUACAUCUACAUCUACCUAUCUGAUCCCGCUUACUGCAGAUUCCGUACGACAGUCGUCAUCUGAUAGAUGCAUCUGGCCCCAUGCACGGACAAUUCGCUUCUGAUCUCACGGACAGUCCGGGUAUGGUUUGGAUCUAGACAGCUCUUCGAGGUAGUAUCGGUGAGGCUCUUGUGGUGUUUGGAGUUUCUCUUUCGUAGGGUGUCUGCUUCUAGUCUAGAU